CAACCUGCUCCGCCCGGUAGAAACGGUGGUUCACGCCCAGCACCACCGGCUGGCCCACGCAACAUUCCCGGUCAGCCAGGCGAUGAUCAUGUGCAUAUGCCCGGCAUGCCAUUCGAAUUCGAGUAUGCUGUCCAGGACCCAGACACGGCCAACGACUACGCGCACAAGGCUUCCAGCGAUGGCGAUGUGGUGACUGGCGAGUACCGCGUCCAGCUGCCCGACGGGCGCACUCAGGUGGUGCGCUACACGGCCGACUGGAAGACUGGCUACCAUGCGGACGUCAGCUAUGAGGGCGAGGCUCAGUAUCCACAGGGACCAGCAGCUGGCGGMCGCGGUGGCGGCGGCGGCGGUGGUGCCGGUGGCUACAAGUACUAGAAAGAGAAAGAGAAGGAGAGAGAGAAAAGGAAAGAGAGAGAGCAGGGAGCAGGGAGCAGGAAGCAACGCUCGGUCCGUAUCGCGUUUUGAGUUAUGUCUGUCGUCAUUAUCUUGUUGUGAAUUCCAUAACAAAUGUCUAAACUUUA
Molecule: messenger RNA, 521 nt
Organism: Drosophila arizonae
Lineage: Eukaryota; Metazoa; Arthropoda; Insecta; Diptera; Drosophilidae
Gene: Cpr50Cb
Product: Cuticular protein 50Cb
Cellular component (GO): extracellular matrix
Source: RefSeq, a predicted model, not a curated record